GCUGCUGCAUCAUCCACUUGCUUGGGACGCGCACAACCUGGAUUAUUUCCCGGUGGUUUCGUACAAGUCCUGCAGGCUCUAACUGACUAUUUUUUUUUUUUAUUUAAUUAUUAUUAUGCGAGUUUUUACUUGAGCGUACAAGGAACUCUUCUUUGUAUUUAUUUGGUGGAAAAGGACUGUUUCAUUACAACGUACGACUUCAAUGCCACAUUCAAGAACCAUGAACAAAAAAGGAAUGGUGACAAAAAUCCACACCAGGAUAAGGACUGACCCGUUCACUGGCAGUUACGAGCUGGUCGGUAAAGAACUUGGCAGGGGAAAGUUUGCAGUUGUGAAGAAGUGCAUUGAGAAGGCGACGGGGAAGCAGUAUGCUGCCAAGUUCCUGCGAAAGCGACGGAAGGGCGAAGACUGCCGCAUGGACAUCUUAAAUGAGAUUGCUGUGCUGGAGCUGGCCGAGGCAAACCCCUUUGUGGUGGCGCUGCAUGAAGUCUAUGAAACCAACACUGAAAUCAUUCUCGUUCUAGAGUGUGCUGCCGGUGGUGAAAUCUUCAACCAGUGUGUUGCGGACAAUGAUGAGGCCUUCACAGAGAAAGAUGUGAUACGGCUGGCCGGGCAGAUCCUGACCGGAGUGGCCUUUCUGCAUCGGAACAAUGUGGUGCAUCUGGAUCUAAAACCUCAGAACAUUUUGCUGACCAGUGCCACACCACUAGGGGACAUUCGUAUUGUGGACUUUGGCUUGUCUAGACGAAUGGAUGACAUCACAGAAGUCAGGGAGAUCCUGGGUACCCCAGAGUAUGUGGCCCCAGAGAUCCUGAACUACGAACCCAUUAGCACUGCUACAGAUAUGUGGAGUAUUGGGGUUCUGACCUACGUCAUGCUGACAGGCGAGUCUCCCUUUCUGGGUGCUGACAAACAGGAGACAUUCCUCAACAUCUCUCAAGUCAACAUAGAUUAUUCCCCGGAUACAUUCGAGGGCAUCUCUUCCCAGGCUGUUGACUUCAUCAAGUCCUUGUUGGUUAAAACCCCCCGGAAGAGGGCCACAGCAGAAGAAUGCCUCAAUCACCCCUGGCUGAACUCCCAUCCCCAUCCUCACCCACACCUCCCCAACAGGUCAGCUUCCUCUUUGGAUGAGCCGGAAACAAGUCAGUCCGAGUCCGAGCCCGAGAGCCCGGCUCCAACCCCUGAGCUAGACAUCCUUGAGUCGUAUCUCAGGUGCCCAGGGCAAGGUGAGCUGAAGGCAGGCCGUGAUGCGUUCUCCUUCAGCGAGCCCCCUUUCUGCACGCGACCCGAAAUCCAGCAGGGGCUGAUUUGCUAACUGAUAUUUGUGGAAAGAGACUUGGUAACUUAAAACUUCACGGAGCAAACCCUGAAAACCUGUAAGCCUGCAGAUUCUUGGUUUUGAUCUGAACUGGGACCGUGUUCGGUGGCUGCAGUAUGCCUGGCUAUUCCUACUGCUGCAAUGUCUGUGAGCUAAGCUCUGUAUAGUCUGAUACCUGUGCGUGUGCGUUUGUCACUGUGUUGAAUUAUGCAUGCUACUCAAUGCUGGUUAGAAUGAUUGUACAGAAGGAAUAUGAGAGGGCUGGAGAUGCAGGACAAAGGAGUGGGAGGAAAACAAGGACUUGGUUGCAGGACUGCACUGCUGCCUUACAUGACAAAUCUGAACUCGGCUCAGCUAAACACUGGCUAGUUCACCCCUGCACGCAUACUGCUUUAUACCCAGUUAGCCUUUUGGACUGGGUUUCAGAGGAGAGAUGGGCUCCCACUUCCUUGGAUGACUUCACUCACUGUGCGCUCUCAUCAAGACAAGUUAUGCUUUAGUUGACCCAACGCAUACAUUCUGUGGUGAGUUGAGGAAAGUAAAUAAUUUUGACAGUAGAUCUACGUUACAAAAAAAAAAAAAAAUGAAAGCAAUGAGCAGCACCUAUACUAAAGCCAGAUGUUAACUGUUCUGCUGUUUAUUAAUGUGUGUUUAUACCAUUUUAGCCCCUCAAACAGUCAAAGCCGCAUCAACGCCUGAGGUUAAGAUGGAUAUGGUAGCAUUCUUAUUAUUAAUGACAAUCAUGAGCACUUUUAUUUUAUUAUUGGACUUUUGUAUGAAACCAAAGGCUCAUCAUGCACAUGUGGGUGUCCCACAAUGCACUGUAAAUAGUAACCAAUCUCCAUCACACGUUUUUGUCGCCUGGUCUGUUUUUCUUUUUUUUGUUUUUUGUUUUUCCUUUAUUAAUAUUAAGUGCCACUCUUUCAACCUCACUUCUGUUAUUACAGUUUCAAGAUUUACUUUUGCCAGUUUUGUUGGCCAUUGCACAAGUUGCACAUUUUUUUUUCUUUUGGGUAUACCAAACUGCGAGGUUGCCACUAGAUUUCAUGCUUUUCAGAUAUUGUGACAUCAGUCUCGGAAAGAGGGAAUCGCAGGAGGAGAGUCUUAUUUUAUGUGUAUUAGAUAAGAUAUAAUGUCAUGGAAAACUGAAGAAGCAGAUUUCUUUGAAUAUGUGAUGUUUGCCUUUAGAUGCUUGGGAGCAGAGAACUUGUAUUUUCUCAUAAAGUACUGAAAUGUAUAUUGCGUUUGUGUUUUUUUUUUUUUGUUUGUUUUUUUUACCAGUGUAUGGAUGUUAAUGUCAUCAUGUCCUAUUUGGUAUGUUAACUUUUAUGUAUUGUUUCUUCCUCUUGAAUUUCAGGAGGGUUUGCACUUGUCCUUGUGGACGUUAUGUUAAAAUUAAUAAAUGUUGAUGGCUUCCAUUAUAAAAUUUAACAAUCAUGAAAAAUACAUUUGCAUUUUGUAUCAAAA
Molecule: messenger RNA, 2785 nt
Organism: Archocentrus centrarchus (flier cichlid)
Lineage: Eukaryota; Metazoa; Chordata; Actinopteri; Cichliformes; Cichlidae
Gene: stk17al
Product: serine/threonine kinase 17a like
Exons: 7
Coding region: 203-1315 (370 amino acids)
Biological process (GO): protein phosphorylation; positive regulation of apoptotic process; intracellular signal transduction
Cellular component (GO): nucleus
Molecular function (GO): protein serine/threonine kinase activity; ATP binding
Source: RefSeq, a predicted model, not a curated record